Messenger RNA from Sphaerulina musiva SO2202, 594 nucleotides. RefSeq lists its product as uncharacterized. NCBI's taxonomy places the organism in Eukaryota, Fungi, Ascomycota, Dothideomycetes, Mycosphaerellales, Mycosphaerellaceae. The transcript has a single exon. Bases 1 to 594 code for a protein of 197 amino acids. The record is from RefSeq and is a predicted model, not a curated record.
AUGAACAGCUUCAACAAUCUAUCAAACAUAGACUGGUUGACACGAUACUACUCCGAGUUCGACUAUGCAGAAGAAGACAGAGAAAGUAGCGCAGACAUCCACCCUCUCACACUCUCACCACAACUAUUACAUCUCGACACCAACGCCAAAUCCGGUCAAUCAUCGCAGACACAAGCCCUGAAGAAGCCUUCUUCUUCUUCUUCUUCUUCUCCUCCUCCUCCUUCUUACUAUUACAACGACCAAUUCCGAAGAGCCAGUAUAGCAUCCAACAUCUCCACCUCACCAUCCACUUCACCUUCCACUUCAAUAACAUCGUCCUCAACAACAACAUCUCGAGCCUCCACAUCUCCACCACCACCACCACCAAGAACAACAACAACAACAACAAACACCAUCUCCAUCCCCUCCCCCUCUUCACGACAAGAACACUUCGAAAAAAUCCACAACAUGAGCUCCGCACCCUUUUGCAGUUCCUUUUCCGGAAUUUUCGGUUUGACGACGGAAUGUCUGGCGUGUGGGUUUCGAUAUGAUGGCGUACAUGAUUUGGCCGAGCAUCAGAGGAUGGUGCAUGGAGUGGCGGAUGUAAUUUUCUGA